AUGAUAAAUACUACAUAUUUAUCACCUGGUGUUCGACAAUUAUUAUUAAGUGUAUCAUCAACAUCAAAUUAUAAAGAAAAUAAUCAUUUAUCAAUCGAUGAUAUUCGACAAUGUUUAAGUGUCGAAGAAAUGGGUAUUAAUUAUCAAGAAUCUAUUCGUCGAUUAGAUAUGACAGUAUUACCUCAAAUAGAACAUUUCUUCGAUCAAAUGACUAUUGAACAAUUUCGAUCGCAUUAUGAUAAUGAUUAUUAUUGUGGAUGGUUGAAAAAUAGCAAAGAUUUAUUUCGAAUAUUUAAUCUUUUAAAAAAUAAUGAAAUUCAUUUAGCUACACUUCUUUUAACUUGUCUAACUGAACGAAAUCUUGGUAAUUUGCUCUUAAUACAAAUCAAUACUGUACCUAAUCUUCUGCGACAAAUUAUUGAAUCAUCUACUCUUUGUUCAAUUCUCGGUUCAGAUUUAACUUUACUCUUUCAAUUAUUAAUCGGUAGUCCAAAAUCAAUUAAUUUACGUAAUGUUUAUUGGCAUGGAUUUAUUCAAUACAAUGAAAUUUCACCUAAAUUUACUUAUCUUUUAUUUUAUCUUAUUCUACAAAUUGGACCAAUUGUUAAUGAAAAAAUCAUACCUGAACGACAAUUUAUUUCAUAUGAACGUUUUAAAAAUCAUAAUUUUCUUCCUCUAGAUAUUUGUUGUCCAAAUGCAGAUACAGCAAUUGAUAUAAUUAAAAAGAAUUCACUUGUAGAUAAUGGUUAUAAACCAUUGCUAAUAUCAAGUAUCAAUUAUUUCUAUAAUGAAAAUGAAUAUGGUUUGAGUAUGAUGCUUUUAUUACCUGUAUUUGAACAUUUGUUACGAAAAUUAUUUGUUAAUGCUAAUCAUUGUCCUGAACGUUUAUUAACAGCUGAGAGUGCAACAUUAUUUACGACUUUAGAUGAAAUUUUGACUUGUUGUUUACCAGAUGGUUCACCAAAUCGUCUUUGCGAAGAACUUGGUCAGGGUUAUAUGAGCCUAUUAGGUGAUUUAAUCACAUUUCCUGAAGGUGUUUGUCUUCGAUCGAAAUUAAGUCAUGGUGAAAUCGACUAUGAUUCUCUUCCACAAACAAUUGCUCAUGCUCAAUUAAGUCUUUUACUCAUAUUACUCUAUCGAUAUAAUCACAAUGAAUCCAAUGAUUAUGGACAAAUUCUUCUUGAUUAUAUAAAAAAUUAUAAAGUUUAUUAUCAUCCAAUUGCUAUUGCUAAAAAUCAAAUACGUGAAUGUAUCGAAGAAUUUAAACAAAUAUCUGAAUGUGCAACAUUAAUUGAAGAAGAAAUUCCAACAACUACUGAUUUUCCAAUUAAAUUAAUUGAUUUUUGGCGAUCAUUUAUUCCUUCUGAUAAACUAUCGUUAUUUAGUAAUAUAUCAUUAGAAACAAUCGAUAUAUUAAUCAAUGAAGAAAAUAUAAAUCUUAUUAAUCGAUAUUGUACUUGUAAAUCAAUAACAACUGGUUAUAAUGAACAAUCAUUUAUAACAAUAAUACGUCAAUUAUCUACUCAUAUACGUCAGAUAUUGAUUAAUAUUGAGACAUUUAUAAAAACACGUGGGCAAGCUUAUCAUUCGAAACAAUUACGAGCAAAUCAACGUAGUAAUUUUGAACGUUUUAUUAAUAUUUUUGAUAAUCUUCGUCAAUUGAUAUUAUUUAUCUGUCAUUUAAAUUCUUGUAUUCUCUUUGCAUUAGAUUAUAUUCGAAGUAUUGAUUUGAAAUAUUCUUCAGUUUUAAUGAAAUUUUUACGAAUUUGGUUAACAUUCAUUGAAAAUACAGUUAUAUUAUCAGGAAUAACACGUAAUCGAUGGGAUGAAAUACUUACCUUAUACUCAACUACCAUUGAUAGAUCGGCAAAAAUGAUAUUCAAACUAUAA
Molecule: messenger RNA, 1890 nt
Organism: Adineta steineri
Lineage: Eukaryota; Metazoa; Rotifera; Eurotatoria; Adinetida; Adinetidae
Source: the annotation of a GenBank genome assembly